AUGGGGCUUAUAUCAUCUGGAGAUGAGUAUAAUCGUCGAGGAGAUCAAGCUUUGGGAGAUAUUCCACCUGCUGCACAGCCACUCAGGGACCUGCUUAAACCUCGGAAUGAGUGGUGCUGGACCCCUCAGCAUGACGUGGCUUUCGAGAAAACUAAAGAAGCACUCAUAGCUCCUCCUGUUUUAGCUCAUUUUGAUGCAUCUUUACCUACUAUGCUUCAAACUGACGCAUCCAAGUUGCAUGGUAUGGGGUUUGUUUUGCUGCAACAACAUGGAGAGGCUUGGAAGCUCAUCCAGUGUGGAUCCAGGUUUUUAACGGAUGCGGAAACUAGGUUUACUUUUGCUGCACGGUGGCAAAGUGGGAAAUGUCACAGCAUGCCGGAUGCACUCUCUCGUUCACCAGUUCAGAGCCUUGUUGAGGACAAUGAUGUGCUGGAUGAUGCAGAUCCAUUGCAUGCUGCUGUUGUAUCGUCUUUAUUAGCUACUUGUGAGGAGGGCAUAAGAUUAGUACCUCUACGGGACCAGACGCUGGAUAAGAUUCGUGAUGCUUCUGCACAUGAUUGUGAAUAUCUGUCAUUAAGAGAUGUAAUAAUGAAAGGAUUUCCAGAUCAUAAGCAUAGCUUACCAGAAGAGUUGCAAGCAUACUGGGGAAUUCGGGACAUGCUGGCCGUGGAUGAUGGUUUGAUUGUUUAUGGACCUAGACUUCUCAUACCUCUCAGCCUGCGUAGAGAAACUUUGCAGUGUCUACAUGAUGCUCACCAAGGAGUGGACCGCACCAAGCGUCGAGCACGCCAGACUAUAUACUGGCCAGAGAUUUUUGACAGGACGUUUGAGAAUACAGUGAAGUCUUGUUCGUCGCUGAGAGCUGUUACCAGGUCAGCAGAAUGA
Messenger RNA from Macrobrachium nipponense, 885 nucleotides. RefSeq lists its product as uncharacterized. The record is from RefSeq and is a predicted model, not a curated record. NCBI's taxonomy places the organism in Eukaryota, Metazoa, Arthropoda, Malacostraca, Decapoda, Palaemonidae. Bases 1 to 885 code for a protein of 294 amino acids. The transcript is spliced from 3 exons.